UUUAGUUCGUUUAGUUUCGGCGUGAGGUUCUACACCGAAUUGAGGUUAAUUCUAGAAAAUUCCUCAUACCUCCGUUAAUAAUCAACAAAAUGUCGAGUUUUUCACGUUUCCAACGUUUGCUACGCUUAGGCCGAACUCUUACUCUCAGCCAAACCAACAGAAGAGUCUUAAAUCAAAAUGUCUUGAAACAUGCGUCUCCGCAAGCCAAUUUAAUAGCAAGAUUAUUCAGUGCUAAUGCAGAACCCAAUCCUGAACAUCAUUCGAUCAUUAAAGAUACUGAAAAAACAAUUGGCUCUUCAUCAACUCAUGAAUUUCAAGCUGAAACGCGAAUGUUAUUGGACAUCGUCGCGCAAUCGUUAUACUCAGAAAAAGAGGUUUUCGUACGCGAAUUAAUCUCAAACGCAAGCGAUGCAUUGGAGAAAUUUCGAUAUUUAAGCCUAUCUGGGACUGUCGAAGGUUUACAAGAUACUGAUCGAAAAUUAGAAAUUCAUAUUUCUACAAAUAAACAAGAACGAAUAUUAACGAUUCAAGAUACUGGUAUAGGAAUGACCAAAGAGGAAAUGUUAUCAAAUUUAGGUGUAAUUGCUCGAUCUGGAUCUAAACAGUUUAUUGAAGGUUUAAAAAAGAAAUCAGCUACAGGAGAAAACACCCAAAAAAUUAUUGGGCAAUUUGGGGUUGGAUUUUACAGCGCGUUUAUGGUUGCUGAUAAAGUAGAGGUUUAUUCAAAAUCGGCGAUUAGUACGCAAGGUUAUAAAUGGUCAUCUAAAGGUGCUGGGACUUAUAAUAUUCAAGAAGCUGAAGGUGUUCAACCAGGAACAAAAAUAAUGAUUUAUUUAAAACCUGAUUGUCGCGAAUUCGCCGAUAACGAUACGAUUAAAAAUAUCAUUCAAAAAUACAGUAAUUUCGUGGGAAGUCCGAUUUAUUUAAACGGCACAAAAGAAAAUAUCGUACAACCUUUAUGGUUAAUGGACCCAAAAUCAGUUACCCCACAACAACACGGAGAAUUUUAUAGAUUUAUUAGCAACAGUUUUGAUUUACCGAGAUAUACUUUACAUUAUAACGCCGAUGUUCCUAUUUCAAUUCAUGCUUUGUUAUAUUUUCCGGAGGGAAAACCAGGUUUAUUUGAAAUGUCGAGAGAAACCGAAACCGGCGUAGCUUUAUAUUCGAAAAAAAUCUUAAUUAGAAACCGUACAGAUAACAUCCUUCCAAAAUGGUUAAGAUUCGUGAAAGGCGUUGUUGAUUCGGAAGACAUUCCAUUAAAUUUAAGCCGAGAAUUAUUACAAAAUAGUCCUUUAAUCCGCAAAUUAACGACCGUUUUAAAAACACGUGUAUUAAGAUUUUUGCUCGACCAAUCGAAGAAGAAACCCGAAGAAUACGAGAAAUUUUACGCCGAUUACGGUUUAUUUUUGAAAGAGGGGAUAAUUGUUAAUCACGAUCAACAAGAAAAAGAGGAAAUCGCUAAAUUAUUACGAUUUGAAUCGUCGCAUAUGCAAGGCGGGGUAAAAGUUGGCUUACAAGAUUAUAUUUCAAGAAUUAAAGAUGGUGGAAAAUUAAUUUUUUAUUUAGCAGCACCUAGUCGAGUUUUGGCUGAAUCAUCGCCUUACUACGAAUCUCUAAAAUCGCGCAACCAAGAAGUUUUAUUCUGUUAUGAACCUUACGAUGAAUUGGUGUUAAUGACACUUCAACAAUUUAAUGGUUAUAAAGUAGUUUCUGCAGAAAAAGAUAUGCGCGAUGAUAAAAAAGCGGCGGAUUUAACGAAUUUAGGCGCUGAUAGUUUGAAGCGGAGUGAAAUUGAUAGUCUAACGAAAUGGAUAAAAGCUCAGUUGAACGGAAGAGCAAGUAGUGUUAGCGCUACUAAUAGGCUUGAAAAUCACCCUUGUGUAGUCACCGUUGAAGAAAUGGCAGCUGCGAGACAUUUUAUUAGAACGCAAAGUCAUCAAGUACCGGAAGAUAAACGCUAUGCUUUGUUGCAACCUCAAUUUGAGAUUAAUCCAAAGCACCCAAUCAUUAAAAAAUUACAUAAAUUAUCGCAAUCUGAUAUAGAAUUAGCCAGUUUAUUAGCAAAACAGUUAUUUGCAAACGCAAUGGUUGGUGCAGGACUUGUUGAUGAUCCAAGAUUGAUUCUAACCUCAAUGAAUGAACUCUUAACGAAAUGUUUAGAGAAAUAUUAAUUUGCUUAAAAUUUAUAGUUUUUUUUUUCUAAGUGAUGUUUUUGUAUAUAUAGUUUUUUGAAAA
Messenger RNA from Onthophagus taurus, 2235 nucleotides. The record is from RefSeq and is a predicted model, not a curated record. NCBI's taxonomy places the organism in Eukaryota, Metazoa, Arthropoda, Insecta, Coleoptera, Scarabaeidae.